GCUUUUCAGUCACACAUAUCAGCUUAACAGUGUUUGACACAUAGCACAGCUCAGAUUAUCCCAGGGAGGCAAUCUAGGCUGAGCUGAAACCUUACUCCAAUGGACUGCAACAACUCCAGAGGAAACCUUUGCUCUAGACCACUGCUGCCUCCUGGUUUGCUUCCUCCGGUGCCCCCUCCACCUCUUUCAUCUUCAUCAGCCAUGCCAGUGCCACCAUCAAUACCAAUGCCUGCCUCAUUCCUCAGACCCCCAACUCUUCUCUUUCGAGCUGCAGCUGCAGCUGCUGCAGCAGCCUGUGCUCCCAGGAUGACGUUAGACAGAGGAACAGGUGGAACAGCCAUGUACCCACGAACACCAAAAUGCGCACGGUGCCGCAAUCAUGGAGUGGUAUCAGCACUUAAAGGGCACAAACGUUUUUGCCGCUGGAGGGACUGUGCAUGUGCCAAAUGCACCUUAAUAGCAGAGCGUCAACGAGUCAUGGCUGCACAGGUGGCACUCAGAAGACAACAAGCCCAAGAAGAAUGUGAAACCCGGGGUGUGCAACAUUUCAUGUACACAGGACCAGGAACAAAUGGAGGAGAGACCAUAGGACACAAACUACAGACUGCACAAGUCCCCAGUCAGCUGGAAAAUAAAGGAUCUGAUGAAUCAAAAGAAAAACAUGAUCACCUCUAUGGAAGAUUAUUAAGCUCAUCCAUGCUUUCUCAAGGUUUGACACAAACAUCUCUAGCAGAACAAGUGAAUGCAUGCCAAACUCUAAAGGCUUCGGAUCUGGAGACUUCAAAUAAAGAAAAUUCCAUUCGAUCGCCUAUUUCUGAGGGAAGAUCAGAAGGUGCUGACAGUCCAAGAUCUCUGUCUUCUUCUGACCAGGAAUCAGGUAAUGAAAAUGAGUGGACCAAAGACCAUUGUGCCUCUAAUAUUAGCAUCCCUGUUGUGUCUAUGAAGCACAGAGAUCCCCUGGAGAUUCUUAACAAAGUUUUUCCAAACCAUAAACAGAGCAUAUUAGAAAACAUCCUACAUUUCUGUAAGGGAGAUGUUGUUCAAGCCAUAGAGAUGGUUUUAAAUGGAAAGGAACAAGUUGUGAAGGAAAAUGAAACUCCAUCAGGAUCAGAUGUCAACACCUUUACAAAAGAUGCUACAAUCAAUAUUACUGGCUUAGGUUUUGGUGCUUUUGGCUCUAAAUCUGCCUUUUCCCCUUUGUAUCCUAAUCCAUCAGCUGCUGGAAGUGAAACAAAUAUCUUUCAUUCUAGACUUGGCCUAAAUCCAUUACACUUUACUUAUUCCACAACUAACAGAGGACUUCCUGGGUUUAUAUCCCCUUAUAGCUUUGUUCCAUCUUUUACUUUUCACCCUGGGAUGGAUUACACAUUCCCUGGAAUGUUAAGGGAUGCACCUUUAUGCCAGCGCAAAGAUGCCAUGAAUAUCUCUGGACUUUAUUCUAGAUUGAACCAAGAACAUCACUAGUAUUCCUUUUAUUCGAAACAACCAAGUUGCCUUAUCUUAGUAAAUACAUCGAUUUUUUCAGAACUGUGUAGAAUGAAUGUGCAUUCCUUAUGUUUCUAUCGUGUUUGUUUUUUCAUCUAGAAGACUUUAUUUCUUAAAGUAACAAUAUAUUAUUUUGUCAAAUAAAUAAAAGCUGGUACAUUUAACUGAUUUUUUGUUUAUGUUAUCUUUGUUAUACUGCCCACAUAUUCAGAAAUUAUAUGUGUUAAGGUAUUUGAGUUGAUUACCUAAAUGAGUAGAGAAUUAUUAUUUAGGAAUAAGACACCGGGGUUGAUUUACUAAAACUGGAGAGUGCAAAAUCUGGUGCAGCUGUGCAUGGGA
Molecule: messenger RNA, 1824 nt
Organism: Rana temporaria (common frog)
Lineage: Eukaryota; Metazoa; Chordata; Amphibia; Anura; Ranidae
Gene: DMRTA1
Product: DMRT like family A1
Exons: 2
Coding region: 100-1464 (454 amino acids)
Biological process (GO): regulation of transcription by RNA polymerase II; sex differentiation
Cellular component (GO): nucleus
Molecular function (GO): protein binding; DNA-binding transcription factor activity, RNA polymerase II-specific; RNA polymerase II cis-regulatory region sequence-specific DNA binding
Source: RefSeq, a predicted model, not a curated record